UCAACCAACCUCCAUUUCUGAAAAUUAUACUUCACACUCUCCACCAUCGCCCGUUCAAUUUUCCCUCAUCUACCUACCAUGGAUCUCCUCCUCUUGGAGAAGACCCUCCUCGGCCUCUUCGUCGCCGCCAUCGUCGCCAUUGCCGUCUCCAAGCUCCGCGGGAAGCGCUUCAAGCUUCCCCCGGGUCCUCUCCCGGUCCCCAUCUUCGGGAAUUGGCUCCAGGUCGGCGAUGAUCUUAACCACCGGAAUUUAACCGACUUGGCGAAGAAGUUCGGCGAUAUCUUAUUGCUCCGGAUGGGGCAGAGGAACCUCGUGGUGGUGUCGUCGCCGGAGCUGGCGAAGGAGGUGCUUCACACGCAGGGGGUGGAGUUCGGAUCUAGGACUCGGAAUGUGGUGUUCGACAUCUUCACGGGCAAGGGUCAGGAUAUGGUGUUCACGGUGUACGGGGAGCACUGGAGGAAGAUGCGGCGGAUCAUGACGGUGCCGUUUUUCACGAACAAGGUGGUCCAGCAGUACAGGGAGGGGUGGGAGAACGAGGUGGCGAGCGUGGUGGAGGACGUGAAGAAGAAUCCCGAGUCGGCGACCAAUGGAAUCGUUCUGAGGAGGCGGUUGCAGCUGAUGAUGUACAACAACAUGUACAGAAUCAUGUUCGAUCGAAGGUUCGAGAGCGAGGAUGACCCUCUGUUCCAGAAGCUCAAGGCUCUGAACGGAGAGAGGAGUCGUCUUGCCCAGAGCUUCGAGUAUAAUUAUGGCGAUUUCAUCCCUAUCCUCAGGCCCUUCUUGCGAGGAUACCUUAAAAUCUGCAAAGAAGUUAAGGAGACGAGGUUGAAACUCUUCAAAGACUACUUCGUUGAUGAGAGGAAGAAACUGGGAAGCACCAGGAGUUCGAGUAACGGGGAAUUGAAAUGUGCAAUUGACCACAUCUUGGACGCCCAGAAGAAGGGGGAGAUCAACGAGGACAAUGUCCUCUACAUUGUCGAGAACAUUAACGUUGCCGCGAUCGAGACAACACUCUGGUCAAUUGAGUGGGGCAUCGCCGAGCUAGUGAACCACCCAGAGAUUCAAAAGAAGCUCCGUGAUGAGAUCGACACCGUCCUGGGACCAGGCCACCAGGUGACCGAGCCAGACACCCACAAGCUCCCAUACCUACAGGCCGUGAUCAAAGAGACCCUUCGCCUGCGAAUGGCCAUCCCACUCCUGGUCCCCCACAUGAACCUCCACGACGCCAAGCUCGGUGGCUACGACAUCCCAGCCGAGAGCAAGAUCCUCGUCAACGCCUGGUGGCUGGCCAACAACCCGGCUCACUGGAAGAACCCGGAGCAGUUCCGACCUGAGAGGUUCCUUGAAGAGGAAUCCAAGGUCGAGGCCAACGGGAACGACUUCAGGUACCUUCCUUUUGGGGUUGGCCGGAGGAGCUGCCCCGGAAUUAUACUGGCUUUGCCCAUCCUGGGGAUCACUCUGGGUCGACUGGUUCAGAACUUUGAGCUGUUGCCUCCUCCCGGACACUCCGAGCUCGACACCUCCGAGAAAGGAGGCCAGUUCAGUUUGCACAUAUUGAAGCAUUCCACCAUUGUUGCCAAGCCACGGUCCUUCUAGUGUUGUAGCUGAACGCGAUACAUGCGAUCGAUCCCGUUACGUUGAUUUAAUUUUUUUUUUCCUUAGUGUAUUUUAUGCAGUUCGGACCGUUGUGUUGUGGAAUGGGGAACUCUACAUGGUUCUAAGAAAUGUAUUAUAUGGGGCCUGUCACUGAAUGUGUCAUUGUAGAUUACCAACUUGAAAUCACGGCCCUGAAGAGAUAUGGAUCUUGGAAUAAGUCUACACUUCCUUCCAUGGCCUUGGUUGUGA
This is a messenger RNA of Prosopis cineraria, 1845 nucleotides long. RefSeq names its product trans-cinnamate 4-monooxygenase. NCBI's taxonomy places the organism in Eukaryota, Viridiplantae, Streptophyta, Magnoliopsida, Fabales, Fabaceae. Bases 79 to 1596 code for a protein of 505 amino acids. Gene Ontology annotation, molecular function: trans-cinnamate 4-monooxygenase activity; heme binding; iron ion binding. The record is from RefSeq and is a predicted model, not a curated record. The transcript is spliced from 3 exons. Gene Ontology annotation, biological process: lignin metabolic process.